Molecule: messenger RNA, 1539 nt
Organism: Anthostomella pinea
Lineage: Eukaryota; Fungi; Ascomycota; Sordariomycetes; Xylariales; Xylariaceae
Source: the annotation of a GenBank genome assembly
AUGGUGUUGCUUUCGGAUUCCUCCGAAAUAAGCUCUCCGGACGAGUCGGAAAGCGAGAAUGAUUUUGAUGAUACUGGCAUUGCCGACGCUGAAGCUGAUACCGAAGCUGAUGCCGAAGCUGAUGCCGAAGCGGAAGCCGAAGCGGAAGCCGACGAAACGCCUCUACCUCCUUCGAAGCGCCAGAAGCUUGGCGACGGCUCGAGAGCAUCCUCUUCCGUUCAUGUAGAGCCCGAACCAGAACCCGAGCAGGAAUCCGAACACGACCUAGAUGGUGACAUCUCUUCCGAUACCUCAGGCGACGUGCCCAACUCGCCCAUCAACGCAAAACUUGACGAGGACGAAUUCCAGGAGCAAGUCACAGUCUGUGCCUGGGACGGUUGCAAGGCUGGUGACCUCGGGAACAUGGACAGGCUGGUCGAGCAUAUCCACAACGACCACAUCGAGAACCGCCAGAAGAAGUACACGUGCGAAUGGAAUGGGUGUCCCCGAAAGAGCCUGCCCCAUGCGAGUGGCUAUGCAUUGAAGGCGCAUAUGAGAAGCCAUACUAGAGAAAAACCUUUCUAUUGCUACCUGCCCGAAUGUGAUCGCGCUUUUACGCGAUCCGACGCCCUCGCCAAGCACAUGCGAACAGUCCACGAGACAGAAGCCCUGCGGCCGUCUGAUCCUGUCCCCAAAUCGAUGCAGUAUCACGCCGGCGAGAAGAGGGGCAACAAGCUCAAGAUCAUAAUAAAGACGCCCCAGUCUCAUGCAGCUGGACAAGACGACGCUGUCGACGACGGUGAACCCUCUGAGGAUGUUGCCGCCGACUUCUUUACCCCCCUCACAGAGCAACAAGGUUUCACCAGCAGAGAGUUGGCAAUGGACAUGAAGUCACUGCUCAGGCUUUGCCGUGCACAAGUGAAGUGGGGAACAGCAGAAGGGGAUAAUUUACGGCAAGAAUGCAUGGAGGCGGAAGAGGCGUAUCGACAAGAGUGGUUGGAAAAGGAGGUUCUACUCGACCAGGUCGCGCAAGUCGAAGACGACUGGUGGCAGCGCCGGGAAGCAGUCCUUGCUGCAGAGGCGAGCAGCAGGAUACCCCUGAAAGGCGAAGCAGAAGACUUCGUCCGAAAUGAUCACGAUGCUAUGGACGUUGCAGAGGCAUCGGAAAACGGCGAGCCAGCGCGACCGAGUCAAACCACCUUCACCCAAAGUGGGAAAGUCGGCAGGCAUCUAGAUCGCUACAUCAAGGAGAAGAAUCCGAAGCCUCCGGACGGCGUUCACGAUGUCGAGGCCAUCCGCAAGAUGCGUGCCACCAGGCGCCGCGGCCCGCGCGCACACCCAUCACCAUCACCACCGCCCACGCAGGUCGCCCGUUCCAAUUCCACCGUCAAUGUUUUCCUGGGAGGCCGUAAGCCUCCAUGGCUAACCAGCGCGAAACCGACUAGCCCUUGCCUCGUCCUCCGCAACCUAUGCAACCACAUGUAUCUGCACGAGCUGCACCACCCUCCGUCGGGAGAGAUGGGGCCACUAAGUUGGGGACCUGAUCUGAGUACACUGUAA